Molecule: messenger RNA, 2101 nt
Organism: Alosa alosa (allis shad)
Lineage: Eukaryota; Metazoa; Chordata; Actinopteri; Clupeiformes; Clupeidae
Gene: steap3
Product: STEAP family member 3, metalloreductase
Biological process (GO): copper ion import
Cellular component (GO): endosome; plasma membrane
Molecular function (GO): ferric-chelate reductase (NADPH) activity; cupric reductase (NADH) activity
Source: RefSeq, a predicted model, not a curated record
GUUACACAGAGCGGAGGAAGCGGAGCUGGCAGACAGGCAGGUUGAAAGGGAACCAAGGCGAAAAGUCAACUUAGUGUAAAAAGUUAAAUAGGUAAAUUAUGUAGCUGUAGUGGGUGUUUUCCCUCAUUAUAUGUUAACUAUACUGUACACAUGUGUUAAGUCAUUUGGUGUCAGUUUCAUAAGCGUAAAUAUUGUCCGACUCUGAGAGAUCAAUCAAGGACGUGGGCUACAUUUGGGGCAUUUACGCUACAGGACGAAGAAGGGAAACAGUACAGCAUACCCAGACUCUUCCACAGUCAUGCCUCAGGGAGAUAUGAAACAACCUCUUCUGAGAUCUUCACGGCGCCCGCAAGGCCCCCUAUCUGACGUUGGUACUGACGCUCCUCUGGUGGGUAUACUUGGCACGGGGGAUUUCUCUCGUUCUUUGGCACAGCGGUUGGUGGCAUCCGGCUACCGGGUGGUGGUCGGAAGCCGCACUCCCAAACGUUCCUCUGGGCUCUUCCCUGAAGAGGCGGAUGUGACAACCCAACAGGAGGCCGCUUCACAGGCCGACCUGGUGUUCGUUGGGCUGUUUGUGGAACACUAUUCGACGCUAAGUGAACUUAAAGAGUCUCUAGCAGGGAAAACAUUGGUGGAUGUUAGCAAUGGUAUGCGCAUUAAUCACGACGGGCCCUCCAACGCGGAGCAGCUCGCAACACUCUUCCCUGACAGUGUGGUGGUGAAGGGCUUCAACGUCAUCUCCGCCUGGACUUUGCAGACUGGGCCAAGAGACGGCAGUAGACAGGUGCUACUGUGUGGUGACAACGUGGCGGCCAAGACCUCUGUGGCCCAGCUGUGCCGGGACAUGGGUUUCAUACCUGUGGACCUGGGCCGCCUCAGUUCGGCGCGAGAUAUCGAGAACGCCCCUCUGCGCCUCUUCCCCACAUGGACGACACCCGUGGUCUGCGCCCUCUCCCUCUUCUUCUUCUUCUACUUCUUCAACUUCCUGCAUGAUGUCCUCCACCCUUACGUCGUCAACGGCAAGAACGUCUUCUACAAGCUGCCCAUCGACACUGUCAACGUCACGCUCCCCGCCGUCGCCAUGGUGAUGCUGGCGCUGGUGUACCUGCCGGGUCUGCUGGCGGCGUUCCUCCAGCUGAGGCUCGGCACCAAAUACCGGCGCUUCCCCGACUGGCUGGACCGCUGGCUGCAGGCGCGCAAGCAGAUGGGCCUGCUGGCGUUCCUGUGCGCCGCACUGCACGCCAUCUACAGCCUGUGUCUGCCCAUGCGCAGGUCGGCCCGCUAUAAGAUGCUCAACACCGCAUACAAGCAGGUGAAGGAUGGUCCGGCUGAAGUGUGGGAUGAUGAGCAGGUGUGGAGGAUGGAGUUGUACAUCUCGGUGGGCAUCCUGGCCCUGGGGCUGCUCUCGCUGCUGGCUGUGGCCUCUCUGCCCUCUGUGGGCAACUCCCUCAACUGGAGAGAGUUCACCUUUAUACAGUCGCGGUUGGGUUACGCCGCCUUGGUGAUGGCCACGCUCCACACGCUGCUGUUUGGCUGGGACCGGGCCUUCACGGCGUCCCAGUACCACUUCUACCUGCCGCCCACCUUCGUGCUGGCGCUGGCGUUGCCAGCGCUGGUGCUGCUGGGCCGCCUGGCGCUGUCCGUGCCCUGCGUGGCGCUCCGCCUGGCCCGCAUCCGCCGCGGCUGGGAGCAGGAACGCUGCAUCCGCUUCCAGCUGCCCGAGGAGGCGGGGAAUGGAGUCGAGCACAUCAGUGACGUCUGAGACCUGUGUGUGUGCGUGUGUGUGAGGGAGUGUGUGUGUGUGUGUGUGUGUGUGUGUGUAUCUGUCUGUGUAAGAGACAUAAGAAGAGAGCAAAGUAAAACUGGACAUUGGUGUAUGUUGAGAUAUUACAUAGCGAUAUAUAUAAUGUAGUAUUUUUGAGACAGAGGUACUGGUAUUUUCAUAUCCUUCACCGCACUGGCACAGUUCCUGUAGGAGUUUGGUCAGUUACUUCCUUUUUUGUCCAAGCCCCAAAUAGCCCUCUUGUGGCGUCUACUGGUGUUAUUUUAGCUGCUGUAGGAGGAUUUUUCUGAAUGAUAAAAAAAACCUGUUGUGGGACAA